Messenger RNA from Alosa sapidissima (American shad), 2661 nucleotides. It is a transcript of the gene anxa13, whose product is annotated as annexin A13. Bases 97 to 1062 code for a protein of 321 amino acids. Lineage: Eukaryota; Metazoa; Chordata; Actinopteri; Clupeiformes; Clupeidae. Gene Ontology annotation, molecular function: calcium ion binding; calcium-dependent phospholipid binding. Gene Ontology annotation, cellular component: cytoplasm. The transcript has 11 exons. The record is from RefSeq and is a predicted model, not a curated record.
CGCAGCCUGGGCCUAAGCUUGACACAGUCAAAGACCGAUACACAGCCAGACAGUGAAGUUCUCCUCUCCUACGGACAAGCUUAACAACAACUUAAAAUGGGAAACUGCCAACCCACAAUUGUUCCUUAUGAGGACUUCGAUGUCGUCGCUGACAUCAAGGCAAUCCGCAAGGCCUGCAAGGGUCUGGGGACUGAUGAACAGGCCAUCAUUGACAUCCUAGCCAACCGCUCUGCCGAGCAGAGGAUGGAAAUCAAACAGGCCUACUUUGACAAGUAUGACGAUGUGAGUCAGCAGAGGGAGCUGAUUGAGGUGUUGAAGAGCGAACUGUCUGGAAGCUUUGAGAACGCAAUCAUCGCCAUGCUGGACCCUGCUCACAUCUACGCCGUCAAGGAGCUGCGGCGGGCCAUGAAGGGUGCGGGCACUGACGAGGACGUGCUGGUGGAGAUCCUGUGCACCGCCACCAAUCAGGACAUUGCUAUGUUCAAGGAGACUUAUUUUCAAGUCCACGAGAGGGACCUGGAGGCUGACAUCGAGGGGGACACGAGUGGCGAUGUGAGGAGGCUGCUGACUCUUCUCCUGCAGGGGACUAGAGAUGAGGGGUAUGAUGUGGAUGAGGCCUUGGCCGAGCAGGACGCCGCCUCCCUGUUUGAGGCAGGAGAAGGCCGUUUUGGGACAGACGAGUCUACAUUCAGCUACAUCCUUGCUACCAGGAACUACGUUCAACUACAGGCUACGUUCAAGGCCUAUGAGCAGCUGUCGGGAACAGAGAUAUUGGACGUCAUUGAGAAUGAGACCUCAGGCACCCUGAAAAAAUGCUACAUCGGUCUCGUGAGGUGUGCCAAGAACCCUCAGUUGUACUUUGCCCGUCGUCUGAACGCAGCCAUGAAGGGUGCUGGCACAGAUGAAGACACUCUCAUCCGCCUCAUUGUGUGUCGGUCCGAGAUUGACCUGGAGACCAUCAAGGACAUGUACCUGGAGAAGUAUGACGUGUCCCUGAAGGACGCGAUCAAAUCUGAGUGCGGCGGUGACUUCAAGCGCCUCUUGCUGGCUAUCUGCCACUAAGAGGAGGCGCUUAGUGAGGAGGAGACGAGGAGGUGGAGGGCGUCCAGUGAAGGACCCAGGGGCGCUCUGUCUUGAGUACAUGUUAUAACCAGCAGUACAAACUAACACAACUCACCACACACAAGUCCUUCAGUCCUCAACAUCCUCAAACUUGAUAUACCUUUAGUGGGGCUAGGAUGGGAGUGAGAAAAGGAGGGAGGAAGGGGAGAGAAACAAAAGAAAAGAAAUGAACAGGAAUGAGUGUAAGAAAAGGUAGCGAGACACUAGGAGAGAAAUGGGGGAAAGUGGAUGUAGAAUGAUUGAGACACGGGUAGAUGGGGCAAAGGAAGGAAGAUCAUUUUAAUCAGACAGCCUACCUACCACAGAGUGAAAAUGAGAUUAACAUUAUCAGUGAAAUAAUUUUCUUAUCCCCUUUCCUCUUGUAUUUAGUCAAAACUUAGAUUCACUAAUGGUCCUGUGAGUUGGUUUAGAAUGGUGUGGGCUUUAUGUUAUUUGGAAAACAUCUCUGCAAUGUUCUCCAUGUGAAAGCCAGUUUAGGCCAGUCCAUACUAAUUGAAGUCUUGUGGCAAAGGGUUUAAUGAGUUAGUUGGACCGCACAGACUAGGGCGUUUUCCAUAUCUUUUCCAACUCUAGAUACUCUGAGCCCAAAAUAUUUUGAGCAGAAGCCCAGAAAAUGAUGCCUACAUAAAAGUACACAGUAUCCUCAGUUGUUAUGAGUAUAAUCUUGAUCUUAUACUCGUGGAUAUUUUGCUCUAGUUUGCUUCAGUUAUUUUGCUUUCGUGGGAAGCUAGGACGUUGCUUGUGCCAGCACCUCACCCACAGUAAAACCUCACAUAGAGCUUGUGACUGUUUAAAAAUAUCAUGUGCACUUAUCCCAUGUGAAUGAAAAAGAAAAAUGUGAAAGAUCUUAUGCAUGAAGGAAUACCAUAUGUUGUUUAAAACAUGAAUCAGCUUUGGUUCAUCAAAUCAGAUGAACAGUGAUCAAAGUUAUAGCAGUCAUGUCAUGGCAACGUACUCUUAGUCUCACGAUAUUCAUAUGCCUUUCUUUUGCAAUCAGUAUCACAAUCAGAUGUUAUUGUGAAGCCAGAACAAUGCAUUUUUGGAUUUUGCUUGUAUCACAAUGAUAAUUCAGCAUUUGACACCAAUCCUGUAUUACAUUAAGAGUUUGGCUCACUCAAUCCAUUGUAUUUUUCUAUUGUAAAACUAACAACUUCCACAUUUUAUUUAUCAACAGAUGUUAUAGAUUACAUCAAUAUUAUAUACUUGCAUAGAGAAUAUUUAGGAGGAGAUUCGAUAUACCUAACAGUGUCAUACACUAAAGAUUUGUUUGGUGGUCGUGUCCACUGAUAGUGCAGUAGGUCAUGGUCUCAUCUAUUAGCUCUGUCUAGCAUCAUGUCAGCUUGUGAUUUUAUGGUUUUAAAAUGUGUCCUUUUAACAGUGUCUACUUUUCAUACCACUGACGUCUAAAGCCUGACCGUUGGCAGGAGUCCAUUGAUUGGGGACCAGUUUUAACACAUUCAGAAACUAUCAGGGACCAAAUGGCCUGUGCCUCAGUGAAACCAAAUCAGUUUGAGAUAAAUAAAAUGUCAAAUAACAACA